AUGGACCCGGAUCAGGACGAGCUGGCCGGCGGUUCUAACAUGCCAUCCGCCGUAAGCCGCAAAGGGCGAGGCUUGUUCCAGAGUCUCAAGGGCACCUUAAAUGGUGGGAUUCGCGCGUCCGAUGGAAGUGACGCCGACGACACCCGCAGCUUCGGCAUGGAGAGCGACUACUACGGGGACGCAACGAUAACAUCGACCCCCGGUGGCAUGCCGCCCCCUCCGCGACCGAGUCAGUCUACCCAUGGCACCAACCAGAGGCGACAUCCACCUUUGGGCAGCUCUCCGGAGCCAUCACCUCUUCCACAGUACCGAGGCACCAAGCUCAUGCCAAACAAUCCGCCAGUGCGAAGUUACGGCUUGCCGGACGACGAUCAAUUUAGCGAGGAGAGUGGUGGCGAGCAAGACCCUUCCGCCAAGCCCAUCAAGCUCCGACACGCAGGGUCGAGGCGUCAAAAUUUCGUCUUGGAGAUACCCGGGUCUCGCAGUGGACUUCCUGACCCCCGUCAGGCACGAACCGUGGAUGAGGAUUUCGAGGAAACGAAACGUCAACUCAGCAACGCUACACGGGCAACAGUGCCUUCGGGCUUCUUCUCGAACAAACCCUUUCUGCCACCUCAAGGGGCAAGCGGACGGCAGCUGCCGAAGCAGUCGGGGCGCCGGGUUCAGCAGAAGCAACAACAAUAUGAGGACAUGAAGGGAUCAGCGCAGCGACGAUGGCAAAUGCCAUGGAACAAGCCGUCUAAUCGACUUGAUUUCUCUGACGAGCGCAACAGAUCAGCUAUUAACUGGUGGCAGCUUCUCAAUCCCUGGACCCAUAUUAAAGCCGGCGCCUGGGUGCUUCUCACCGUGUUCCAACGCCUAGUUGCCGCGGUACAAGGCCUGAUCAGCGGACGCCGAACUCGCUAUCGCGAUUCGCGAUCUCGUUCUCCGCUAUGGCGGCCUCUCGCCAGCUUAUGGCAACUUCUUCUUAGCCUGUGGCAACUUAUCGUCAGCAUGUGGCAAUUCGUCGUCGACACGCUGCAGCCUCUCUUUGACGCGGUGUACUCUCUUCUUCCGGAGGGAAUGCAAGACCGCUUGUCAGACUACGCCGACUGGCUGCCAUACGUCUUUGGUGCCAUCUUUGUUGUGGUCCUUGGCGUAGCUCUUUCUAGCGUUCGCUUGCAGACCUGGAGGAGCGGUAGCUACGACGACAUGUGGGAGCCGGUCGACGGCGGCUCUCGCUGGUCGCUUCCUCAGAUUCCGUCCAUAUCCCGCCCGUCACUGUCGCUCCCAUCCAUGUCCCUUCCGUCCAUUUCGCUUCCUUCUAUGCGACGGUCGCGGUCCUCACGUCAGUGGGAAGACAUUUUCAAAAACGGUGAUCUAAACGAUUUGACACCUCAAAAGGUGGACAAGAUAUUCAAGAAGAUGGGUCGGACCAUUGACGCACUUGGCUCGGCGGACAAGCUUCAUGACGACGCCAUCAAGAGGCUCGAGACAAUCGUUCCAAAGGUGGUGCACAUGGAACUGCAGGACGGUCGGCCAGUUGUCUCGCCGGACUUCUAUCACGCCCUCAGAGGCCUAAUGCGCGAGGACGAAUCAAUAUUUACGUUUGACAUCAAGCGAAACGAGUUUGAUGCAACGUCGGAGCGGCUGUGGAAAGCAAUCGUGGCCCGCUUGGGCAGCGACCCUAAAGUUACAUCCAAAAUCGACCGCACUGCCAUCAACUCGGCAAAAAGCUCUUCAGCUGGGUCGUCUUCGGACUCUUGGAACGACUGGCUCAAGGAAAAUCAGGCCAAGGUGCAAAAAAUUAUUGGGUCCGAUGGUAAAGACAAGAGCAAGUCGGCGGAGACCGGUGAUCGCCCCUCCAGUUCCGCCGGCAAGGUCGUGGAGAAAGACGAGUACAUGAAGCACUUGAAGAACGAGGUGGCUACCAUGCGGACCGAGAUGCGGGCAGAGGUCGCGGAGUUGAAGCCCAAGAUGGAGAAGCUGGUCCGCGAAACCAUCGACCUCGCCGCGCAACAUCACUCAAGCGCCAUGACCCGCGCGGAAAUCACCACUCUCGUCAACGGCCUUGUGCGCCGUGGUCUGUCGGAAAUCAACCUCCAGGCCCUCGCCAACGGCAAGAUCCACGCUCACUGGGACGCCAGCCUCAAGCACCAGGUCAACUACUUCUCCAUCGGUGCCGGCGCCGUCGCCGACCCCCAACACUCCUCUCCGGUAUACGACCCCUUCUCCAGCCAGUACUUCUCUCUCGAGGACCAAAAAGGCGCCAGCGUGCACAAGCCCCUGGAACCCAUCGCGGCUCUCCUGCCGUGGAAGGACAUGGGCGACUGCUUCUGUGGCGCCCGCGCGCAGUCCCGCCACGGCGACCCGCACAGCGCUUCGCUCGGCGUGCUGCUCGGCUACUGCGUCAUCCCGCAGCACAUCGUCGUCGAGCACAUCCUCCCCGGCGCGACUCCCGACCCCGGCACCCGCCCCCGCGACAUCGAAGUCUACGCCGAGUUCAGGGACGCCGGGGUGCACGCCCGCGUGCGCGACUUCUCCGCCACGCACUACCCCGACCCGCCCGCCUACAAGGGCCUCGACUGGGACUACACGCCCGCCGAGCUGCCCGAUCGGUUCGUCAAGAUUGCGCAGUUUGCGUACGAGGGCGCCGAGGUGCACGACGGGGUGCACGUCCAGCGCCUCAGCACGGAGCUGCUCACGAUCGGCGCGGCGACGGACCACGUCGUCGUUCGCGCGGUGAGCAACUACGGCGCGCGGAACCAGACGUGCUUUUACAGGGUGCGUCUCUACGGCGAGAAUAUUGAGCUCGCCAAGAGGGACGCUGAGAAGGAGAGGAAGAAGAAUCGCGGUGGGCUAGAUGGCACCGGGUGGCUGAAGCGUGCCCUUGGCAAGCGUCAAGCCGCCGAGCCCGUUAUAGGCAGCAGGGGGCUGUAG
This is a messenger RNA of Purpureocillium lilacinum, 2919 nucleotides long. RefSeq lists its product as uncharacterized. Gene Ontology annotation, molecular function: protein-membrane adaptor activity. The record is from RefSeq and is a predicted model, not a curated record. Lineage: Eukaryota; Fungi; Ascomycota; Sordariomycetes; Hypocreales; Ophiocordycipitaceae. Gene Ontology annotation, cellular component: meiotic nuclear membrane microtubule tethering complex; nuclear envelope.